Molecule: messenger RNA, 1245 nt
Organism: Punica granatum (pomegranate)
Lineage: Eukaryota; Viridiplantae; Streptophyta; Magnoliopsida; Myrtales; Lythraceae
Source: RefSeq, a predicted model, not a curated record
AGCUCUCUCUCUCUCUCUCUCUCUCCUCUUCUCCAUUGAAGAACUUUAAGAAGAACCUUCUCAUCCCUUCCCUCCAUUAAAAUCCACUCUACCACCUCUUCUCCUCUUCAUCACCACACACUCUCUCUCUCUCUCUCUCUCUCUCUCUCUUUUCCAUGGAUACACAUCCAAACAGCAUUCCUCGGCAGCUUCAAAAUCAUCAGACACUGUCUCUGGACAGCAGCAGUGGCCAAGACAAGAUGAUCAUCAGCACUAGCAGUAGCAGCUUUCCGAACUCCCCCGAGUUCGAGUUCUGGAGCAUGCUCCGGAACCCGGCGUUGCCUGGACCCGCCCGUCUCCUCUCAGCCGAUGAGCUCUUCUCCGAUGGUGUCCUCCUUCCACUCGACCGCCUCUCCCUCCGGCCCUCCACUGAUCCGCCUGAUGAUCUACUGCCCGGCUCGACUGAGCGGGAUACUCAUUCCUCCAUGGUUCUGGAACCAGCUCGACCCGGCACGCAGCUGGCUGCGACGGCGGAGCCCGCGUCCAGUUCAAAGCGGUGGAGGGACAUCUUCAAGAAGAGCGAGAAGAAGAGCCCAUUGCACGAUCAAGCCGAAGAUGCUGGCACUCAUGGAAAGGAGAAGGAAAAUAAAGAGAAGUUAGAAAAGGGGAGGAGGAAAGAGAAGCGGAGCCGCGGCGGGUCUGGCAGCUCGCCCGAACUGAACAUUAACAUCUGGCCCUUCUCACGGAGCAGAUCCGCCGGGAACAGUGGAACCCGACCCAUGAAUCCCCUCGGGACCCCAGUAACCCGGAAAGUGAGCAGCGCCCCUUGCUCGAGGAGCAACUCAGCAGGAGAUUCCAAGUCGAGGAUUAGUAAUGGCUAUAAGUGGCCCAACAGCCCAGGUCGGGCCGGGGUUCACAUUGGCAGGAGCAGCCCCAUUUGGCAACCAAGGCGAGGCGGGGCAUCAGGUUUCAGCUCCCGGAGCUCCACCUCCAUCGAGUCCACAGUUCUGAUCUCUCGGAAGGGAGGAGGUGGAUGCCGCAAUGUCAAGGACUGCACCAAAACAAAAGCUCGGGUUUUGAAUGUAAACAUUCCGACAUGCAUUGAAUCAAAAGCUUGCUUACUCUGUCGAGGCGAAGCCGGCGGCAUGACCACCAUUCGUGCCGGUGGAGGUGGUCGUAACCGUGGCGGUAGUCUAUUUAACGUUAGGGGCUUGUUCACCAAGAAAGUGCCAUUAAUCAAUUAAUUUUAGACCAGUUUUUUUUUUU